AUGUCUUCCCCAAUGAACCCAAUGAACACCGCCAGCCUCGUCACUCCUACCAGCUAUUCUCCCAUUGACGCCGUCAACCGACACGAAUUUGGGGUUCAGAAGAACAGGAAGGCAGCAUCGACUGGUGGGGGCAGAGCAUGGAGCGAGGAUGAGGUAUAAAUAUCUGGCUCAGGAGUAGUUGAAUCAGGACUGACGUGAUCUCUAGGAAGUUUAUCUUCUUCAAACCCGCCUCCAGAAAAUGCCAUACAAGCACAUUGCCGCUCACUUGAAAAAGACUGAGCUGGCUUGUCGCCUUCACUACCACCAAUUGUCCCACGGAAGCAACCGCCGCAAGCGAAAUGGCUCUGUUGCCUCCAGCCCUGCAUCGGCAGUGAACUCUCCUAUCCUUCAAAACACCAUGCCAUCCCCAAUUCACGAGUCCUUAAACAUGCAAGCCACCUCGCCUGCAUAUACCUACUCUCCUCAAUCUCCGGGCCAAAUUCAACUCCCAUCUGCCUCCACCCUCCUCCCUCGAUCGGCCACCAACAGCCCAGCUCGCAUGCUCAACCAUCCAGUUGCCAUCCUGCCAAAGCCAUCAUCUGCCCCCCGUCAUGUGCACUCCGAGCAAGUAAACAAUGCCCCACUCCGUCUUGACUGUGGUAUGGCUACAAGCCCAGGCAGCAUCUCUAGCGUUGACAAGGAUCGUCUUCGCCACAUUUACGAAGCACACCGGGCUUCAUUCUGGAGCGUCAUUGCCAACGAGUAUGGAGCAGGUGUCUCUCCGUAUCUUCUCGAGGAGGCAUGGAAGCAGGGAAUCGUCUCUCACGCCCCACCUACCCCAUCCAUAUCUCCAGUCACCACCCAGACAUCCAGCAACUACCCGGUCUACAACAAACCAAUGCAGCAAUUGCCUACUCCAGUGCAAGAGAACAAGACCAACAGCGCUACUAGCAUCUCCGCACUUUUGGGCAUUGUAAGUUGAAAUCUCCUCCUAAUUCUGGUUCGUAAAGAAUGAGUACUAAUUGUUCAUGAUAGGACGCUAGCCCUCGCAGCCCCAAGGAGAGAGAAUUGAUCAAGCGUAUGGAAGAGAGCAGAGAUGUCAUCAUGGCAUAA
Messenger RNA from Hymenoscyphus albidus, 1092 nucleotides. The record is from the annotation of a GenBank genome assembly. NCBI's taxonomy places the organism in Eukaryota, Fungi, Ascomycota, Leotiomycetes, Helotiales, Helotiaceae.